GCAUCCCUUUUCAGUCUCCAACUCCAAAUAAUCUGACUGUAAUGACUACUUGCGAGGUUUAUAUUAAACAUGGGGUGAGGAAAAGUGAGAGACGUUCAUAUUAUAAUUCAUUAUUCCCACAAUAGUCUCCUACAGGAAGGUCUUGUAAAAAGUCGAACCCCCCUUUUUAUUCAUGCGCUCAUUUUUACUAUAGCGCCGCGGCGCCAAACGCGCACAUCUGCGGCAUCUGCACGGAUCGGGUGAAAAUUAUGAGCCAGAAAAUGGGUUAAAAAUCGGUCUGAACGGGUUUUUCUCUCUGUACUCUGAGCAGCCUCUCGCCUGUAGCACCCAGAAGUGAACAGCAGGCGACCCGGAAGGCUUGAAGUCUGGCUGAAAGCAGGCAGAAAAAGGGGAGUCCUGCUCCGUUAUAAAUUUCUGUUUCUUCUCCUCUCGCUGGCGCAGGAUGGCUGAACCGCGCUUUAACAAUCCCUACUUUUGGCCUCCUCCUCCUUCUAUGCCUGGCCAGCUGGAUAACCUAGUCUUGAUCAAUAAAAUCAAGGAGCAGCUGAUGGCGGAGAAGAUCCGGCCGCCACACCUGCCCGCCGUUUCGGCCGCCUCCCAGCAGCCUCUGAUGUCUCCGUCGGGCCAGGCCGAAGGCAGCCAGCACGGGAUGUCCAAAGCUCAGCAGGGGUCCGGGCUGCACAGUCCAAACCCGUCGCAGCCUGACAUCGCCCUGCAUGCCCGCCCUGCCUCCAGCUCUGUCACAGGUCGUAUCCUUGGAGAUGUGAACUUGAAUUUGGACGACAAGGCGGCUCUGAAAGCCCGGGGUCUGUGGGAGGACUGGCACCUGCGUCAGCUCAUAGACCAUCCCUCCAGAACAAACCACGUCUCAGGUGUGGCACUGGCAUCCAGAACUGGGAACCUCAGCACUUCGGAGAUCAUAACCCCAACAACACCCACCUCAAGCAGCCACAGCCGGCUGGGUGGAGCCCCCACCCCUCACCUCAUCUCAGGGUUAGCCGGCAGCCACGGGAUCGAGCCGGGGAAGACCAACGGGGGCUUUGUGGGUCUCCUCGGCCCGCCUCCGAAGCAGGAACGGGGGCGCAAGAAGAUCAAGGCCGAGAACGGCUCGUCGCUUUUGGUGGUUCCGUACCCGAUCCUGGCCUCGGGCAACGACCAGUCCUGCGUCACCAUCACCACUAAAGAGGGUAAAACCUACAGGUGUAAAGUUUGUCCCCUGACCUUCUUCUCCAAGUCCGACAUGCAAAUUCACUCCAAAACGCACACAGAGGCGAAAGCCCACAAGUGUCCUCACUGCACCAAGACGUUUGCGAACGCCUCGUACCUGGCCCAGCAUCUGCGCAUCCACCUGGGCCUCAAGCCGUACCGCUGCUCCUACUGUGAAAGAUGCUUCCGCCAGCUCUCCCACCUGCAGCAGCACACCAGAAUCCACACAGGUGACCGACCUUAUAAAUGCCUCCAUCCAGGAUGUGAGAAAGCUUUUACGCAACUCUCUAAUUUGCAGUCUCACCAGAGGCAGCACAACAAGGACAAGCCCUUCAAAUGCUCCAACUGUUUCCGUGCCUACUCAGACUCGGCCUCGCUGCAGAUCCACCUCUCUGUACACGCCAUCAAGAACGCCAAGGCCUACUGCUGCAGCAUGUGCGGCCGGGCGUACACCUCAGAGACGUACCUCAUGAAGCACAUGCCGAAACACGCGAUGGUGGAGCACGUCAUGUCCCAUCAUUCCCCUCAGAAUAGGACAGGUUCUCCCAAUAUUCCCAUUCGGAUCUCCCUCAUCUGAGCUCCACUGCCGUCGUCUUUCCUCCCAUCACAGACUCCUACUGCCUGACGGACCGCUCGGCUCCAAACGGAGGCAGGAAUCAUUUGGAGAAGAGGUUCUCGUCUGACGAGUUUUUCCCUCUUCUCUUUGUUGCUAAAGAGAAAGUAUUAACGGGAUCAUCCAAAGAUGAUUUCAGCACUUUCAGGCCUGACACUGACUGGCCGGAUAUUUUUUUUUUAUGGGACUUAAACAAGUAUUGCUCCAGGCAGCUACAUAGAGAAUCUUUUUAAGUUUUGUGUUAUACAUAUAACU
Molecule: messenger RNA, 2074 nt
Organism: Xiphophorus hellerii (green swordtail)
Lineage: Eukaryota; Metazoa; Chordata; Actinopteri; Cyprinodontiformes; Poeciliidae
Gene: znf362a
Product: zinc finger protein 362a
Exons: 9
Coding region: 443-1783 (446 amino acids)
Biological process (GO): regulation of transcription by RNA polymerase II
Cellular component (GO): transcription regulator complex; PcG protein complex; chromatin
Molecular function (GO): DNA-binding transcription factor activity, RNA polymerase II-specific; RNA polymerase II cis-regulatory region sequence-specific DNA binding
Source: RefSeq, a predicted model, not a curated record